This is a messenger RNA of Syngnathus typhle (broad-nosed pipefish), 1015 nucleotides long. Its product is annotated as lamin-A-like. The annotation marks the transcript as partial. The transcript is spliced from 2 exons. The record is from RefSeq and is a predicted model, not a curated record. Lineage: Eukaryota; Metazoa; Chordata; Actinopteri; Syngnathiformes; Syngnathidae.
ACAUAUUUUAUUUUGAAAUUCACACCCAAUUCCUUUUUCUCUUCUCAUUUCUACAUUUUUCAACCGAUUCAACCCAUUCCAACUUUACACUGUUCAUCAUUUUUCUACCUAUUCCACAACUUCCCACUUACCAAAAACUUCACAUCUUUUAUUUUGAAAUUCACACCCAAUUGCUUUUUCCCUUCUCAUUUCUACAUUUUUCAACCGAUUCAACCCAUUCCAACUUUCAACUGUUCAUCAUUUUUCUACCUAUUCCACAACUUACUAAAAACUUCACGUCUUUUAUUUUGAAAUUCACACCCAAUUCUCCAAUAUUUCCUUUUCCCCUUCUCAUUUCUACAUUUUUCAACCGAUUCAACCCAUUCCAACUUUCAACUGUUCAUCAUUUUUCUACCUAUCCCACAUUUUUUUUUACCUAUUCCACAACUUACCAAAAACUUCACAUCUUUUAUUUUGAAAUUCACCACAAAUUCUCCAAAUAUUCUACAUUUCUCAAGUAAUUCAACACGUUUCCACAUCGUUCGGCAGCAUUCCCCGAAGAAGUUAUUCAUACAUUUCGCCUUCACACGCAAUUUCUCCAGAAAUUGCAAAAUUCUAGUUACAAAGGAAACUUUGACUUUGAAGAAACCUCUAUGACGUUUCUUUGAUAAGUGCAUGUUGCAUUUGGUGUAAUGGCAUGAUACUGACAGAGUCUUUUCUGGAUCAACAGAAGCAAAUUCGAAAAAUGGCAACCCCAGAAAACACUCCUCAAGAUGCAUACAAUGAGCUGAGGGCCAUUUACGAGACGGAGCUGGCGAAAGCCCGUGCGGCUCUGGUCUUAGAGGCCACAGAGCGUGAACGUCUGCAGGUGGAGUUGUCCAAGCUGAGGAUUGAUUUUGACGAGCUGGAAGCAAGGGACACGAAGAAAGAAUCCAAUCUGGCGAAAGCCCGUGCGGCUCUGGUCUCAGAGGCCACAGAGCGUGAACGUCUGCAGGUGGAGUUGUCCAAGCUGAAGAUUGAUUUUGACGAGCUGGAA